UCAAAUUCUUCCCCUAUAUAUAUGGUUCAGUCUUCCCCUUGAGUGUUCAAACACCAAGAAAAAACUUAAAGGAGAGAAGAAAUGGCAGGCAGCGUAUUCUCGGUUAGGAGUUCAAAGCUUCGAUCAUGGGGGAGGUGUUCCAAACAAGUUCGCCAGCAGAGAACACGGCUUUACAUAAUCUGGAGAUGCACUGUGUUACUCUUGUGCUGGCACGAGUGAAGUUGAAGAAAUGGAAGAACAUGUGAGAGUUGUAUUGCGAAAAAAGGGAGAGUUUAGGGGUAGAGUAGGCAACUAAAGGGGCUAUAUGAAGCAGAAGUUCCUGCUCAACAUGUAAAUUUAGAAACUAGUCUGUUGAUAAUUCAAAAUGAAGACA
Vigna umbellata (rice bean) is the source of this 373-nucleotide messenger RNA. Lineage: Eukaryota; Viridiplantae; Streptophyta; Magnoliopsida; Fabales; Fabaceae. The record is from RefSeq and is a predicted model, not a curated record.